UAAGAAGGUAUCUAAACAAAAUUCAACUUUUUGAUGCCAAUUGGAAAGGACUUACAGAACUAACUAUUUUGGCCUACAAAGUACCUUUAUAUCUUGUUUAAAGAUCGUUACAUUUAAAACAUUUUAAAUAUCAAGUUUAGUUAUGAAAAAUAAAAACAGUGAAACAGUUUUACGGAGCUUUUUUCCACUCCGUGGAGUAAGUCACUUUUUUUUCAUAACCAACAAAAUUGUGCUCAGUGAAUAAUUUUUUUAAGCGUGGUUGUUUGUUAAAUUUAUCGCGUACUUUGACUGAGACAUUUUUGGCCGCAUAAGAAUAUCGAGAGGGAUAUGUGUAUUUGCUAUAUUUUUUAAAAAUUAUAAUCAGUACGUCGUCGACGCCUCAGAAGGAAGGUUGUCUCUCAUUGAUCACCCGAAACUAGUAAAAUGUUGUCCUCAGUGUGUUGCAUAAGGCUUAAUACUUACGGAGUGGUUAUCAGUUAUUUGAGCCUUAUUGUAUCAACCUUAGCCACGGGAGUUUUAUUCCUAUUUUCUGCAAAUGUUACAUAUAGCAUAUUGACGGACGUACUGUAUUUUAUUUUGUGCGCCUGCUGCUUUCUAGUACUGGUUAACAUUGUGACAUUCACCACCAUGGCUGUUGGUAUUGUGCAGAAAAAGCAUCAGUUCAUGCUUCCGUGGCUGAUGAACUGCGGGCUGCUCCUGGUGGUCUUGACUAUCGACAGCGUGCUAUUAUGGAUUAACCUUAUUUUAUACCAGGACUCGCUUAAUAUCAUCCUGAUUAUCUUCAUUAUCAACGCAGGCAUUCUUGGUGAGUCAAACCAAAUUGACUUGGACGCAGCUAACACUGUAAUCUAUUUUCCAGGGUUUGGAUGGUAUGUGUACUACGGAAUCUAUUCGCUAUUCAAGAACAUCCAGACAUACAGGGAGACACCAGAGGCUGUCUAA
This is a messenger RNA of Drosophila eugracilis, 942 nucleotides long. RefSeq lists its product as uncharacterized. NCBI's taxonomy places the organism in Eukaryota, Metazoa, Arthropoda, Insecta, Diptera, Drosophilidae. The transcript is spliced from 3 exons. The record is from RefSeq and is a predicted model, not a curated record. Bases 424 to 942 code for a protein of 172 amino acids.